AACGCAAACCGGAAACGACGAAAUAGAUCCUUGUUUACUAACCGCGGUUAAAACUGCCGUCGAAGAAAUGAAUGUUUUGUUACGAUAGAAUUAAAUUACUUAACUCCAACGAGAAAAAGUACACCAAAUAAGAUAUGGCGGACCCUGCGGUGGCCUCGGGGGCCGCACUGAGUGCAGGAGGGGUAAGAGACGGCUUUUAUACUCCCCGUCAUUAGCAUUAUGAAGCUAACUGAGCUGUAGGUGUUUUGCUAACUGUUAGCUGUUAGAUGGAAGACACUCGUCUGUGUUGAAUGUGUCUCUCAAUAACUUAACAUAACUUCUCCUAAAUACACAAUGAGCCUGCUGUACCUCAUCACAGACGACAAGCGGGGGAGUGGGGGUAAAGCCGCCACCAGCCCAGCAGAGAACUACCACCUGGCGCGGCGCCGCACCCUGCAGGUCGUGGUCAGCGCCCUGCUGACAGAGAGCGGCUUCGAGAGCGCCGAGAAGGCAGCCGUAGAGACGCUCACUGAGAUGAUGCAGAGCUAUAUAACUGAAAUAGGUCGGUGUGCCAAAGCUUACUGUGAACACACAGCCAGAAGCGUGCCCACCCUCUCAGAUACUGUGGUCACACUCAUUGAAAUGGGUUUCAACGCAGACACCCUGCCUGUGUAUGCCAAGAGAUCACAGAGGAUGGUGAUAACUGCCCCUCCAGUGACGAACCAACCUGUGACUCCCAGAGCUCUGUCAGCGGGACAGAAACGCACACAUCCUGCUUACAUCCAAGGCCACUUCCCAGAAUUCCCUGACCCUCACACCUACAUCAAAACACCUACAUUCAGAGAGCCUGUAUCGGACUACCAAGUUGUGAGAGAGAAGGCAGCGAGUCAGAGGAGAGACGUGGAGCGAGCGCUCACUCGCUUCAUGGCGAAGACCGGGGAGACCCAGAGCCUUUUCAAAGACGACAUCACUGCCUUCCCAUUGAUCGCAGCCCAGCCGAGCUCCAUCCCGUAUCUCAGCGCGCUCCUGCCCUCGGAGCUGGAGCUGCAGACUCUGGAGGAGACGGACUCCUCGGAGCAGGACGACCAGACCGACAGCGAGAACGCAGCAGGGAACAUCACCAAUGAUGAUCCAGAUGCGGACAAAGAGAACUCCAUGCUUCCUCCCAGCAGCGUCGUUCCCUCCGUAAAGGCCACGGAGGACAGCGUGAUCGACAACCCUUACCUCCGGCCCGUCAAGAAGCCCAAAGUCAGGAGGAAGAAAUGAGCUCUUUAUGAACCUCAGACUCUCAGUUGCCACAGCGAUCAGUGUCGAUGGGACCAGCACUGCUGUUGGAUUUUUGUAUACCGACGGACUUCUAUUGAAGAGAUCUUUUUUGUUUCCAUUUUUCAGCAAGAACUCACUUUGUCAAAAAAAUUGUAAGAAACAUCACGGUGUAAA
Messenger RNA from Notothenia coriiceps (black rockcod), 1419 nucleotides. RefSeq names its product TAF8 RNA polymerase II, TATA box binding protein (TBP)-associated factor (gene taf8). The transcript has 8 exons. NCBI's taxonomy places the organism in Eukaryota, Metazoa, Chordata, Actinopteri, Perciformes, Nototheniidae. Gene Ontology annotation, cellular component: transcription factor TFIID complex. The record is from RefSeq and is a predicted model, not a curated record. Gene Ontology annotation, biological process: transcription initiation at RNA polymerase II promoter. Bases 334 to 1245 code for a protein of 303 amino acids. Gene Ontology annotation, molecular function: protein heterodimerization activity.